GGGAAAAUGGCGUGUUUUCACGAACGAUCGGACAAUUUGUAAAGAGUCGAGCGUCAUACCUCGUGACUUGUAAUUACACCCUCUUAUUUCCGCGAAGCACUCUGAAUUUUCCAGUGAUCACUUGGAGAUGACGGGGUCUUAGCUCUACCACCGCAUUGUGAAUAGUAUUUUUGUCAUCAGACAGAGGUGUAACUCUCUCACGUCAAGUGAUUCCACGGAUAAUGUGAAAACUGCAAAAAAUUGCUUUCACUUGUCUCCGUUUGUGAAAGUGUUCGAGGUCGGCAUCAUUAUUCUGAGCGAUGAAACCUUAUUUCUACUUUUACAUCAUUAGGAUGGUUACUGAGGCGUCCUUUAACUAUGGAGUCGAUUCAAACGCAUUGCCCGAAGCGAUACCUUGGGACGUGCGGAGCUGUCAGGUCCAAUGCGACUCGAUAUGGGGCAGGGUCCCCCAGUUGAACGUACCGUGGGCCAAAGCCUUCGUGGGGACCGAUUGCGCUUGUGGAUUUAACACAAAGAAACUCCACUCAUAUGAGAGCCAGACCUGCGUUCAGAGAUAUUUUUGGUAUCCACUCCGACAAAAGAAAAAGCUUGCCGAGAGGAUAAUUAAGGCGAGGUUUGGCCGUAAGAGCUCACGAGAACAAUUCGAGAUAUUCAAGCAAUCUUAUAAGAAAGUGUACAGCUCAAAGGAAGAAGAAUACAAGAGAUUUAAGAUCUUCGAGAAAAACUUGGUUGUGAUCGAGAAGCUCAUGGCUACGGCAACAGGAGAUCUCGUCUACGGAAUGGGCCCAUAUACAGAUCGAACAAGUGAGGAAUUCCAGGCAGGGCUGCAUUUCGACGAAGUGGAAGAGAGUUCUGGAGAAUCCACCAACUUGGAAACGCGUAUGCUGAGCCUCAGAUCGAAGAAUAAUUCCUUUGGCUUCAGGCGUGCUUACUCCCAACCACCAGCCCCCACGCCCAAUGGCUCCAACGGCCCAAAACCACCCCCCUUCGGAUACCCACCCGGCUUCGAGCCCCCUGGCUACGUCCCUCCACCCCCCCGCAGCAAUUCCGUCCCGAAGAACUGCAAGUACUUGUCCCCGUUCUUUGUCGGGAAAUAUCCCGAGGGAUCACCACUACUGGAUUGGCGCCUUCCUGCUGAGUUCUACCCGGAGGUUGAAUCUCAGUCACUACCAGGAUGUUUGUGCGGCUCAUGUUGGGCGUUUGCGGCUGCCGCUGCUGUUGAGAUAUUUUUCGCUAGGGUUGCAGGCGAAAUAACCCCGCUCUCCAAACAAGCGUUGCUUGACUGCUGCCCUGGCGAUGGCUGUAAAGGCGGAAAAAUUGCAAACGCUCUGGACUACAUUAAAAAAUCCGGACUGCCAACUUCCAAUGCUUACCCAUACAGGGCAAAGAAAGAGUCGUGUAGGUCAGACGUUCCACCUUACGCAAAGAUUACAGACUUCGUGAGGCUCACAGAUGAUAUAGAAUCUCACGUAAGGUGGUUGCAAAUCAGUCCAAUCGCAACGAACAUGAUCGCUCCUGUAGAGUUCCAACACUACGUCUCCGGAGUGUUUGAUGUACCUCGAUGCGGCGGUCUCGAAUUGGGAGACCUGAACCAUAGUGUUGUUAUCGUUGGUCAUUUUAAAGACGCAUGGAUCGUUCGGAACAGUUUUACCAGAAAUUGGGGCAUAAAGGGUCACGCUCUCAUAAAAAAAGGAAGGUGUGGAAUAGGUCUUGAAAGUUACGGGGUAGUUGAUCCGUACGUGGUUCCACAACCUCCUGCAAGUGCUCCAGCUCCACCACGCAAAAUGCCAGCUAAACGCGGACGCAAAAGGAAGACCUACUGACAACGUACAAGUCAAUUGAGUGUCAUUCUUUCAUAUCAUUUGAUAUUAUUAGUAUAUUAUAAAAUGUUUUUAAGAGUCUAGAUUCUAGAUCCAAUGUGUUUUUAUCCAGUGAUUGUUUAAACUCAGAAUAAGUCAAUAUUGAGUAAUAAAACGAUUCUUGAUUAAGAUCAAUUUAUGUAAUAACUUUUAAAUCUUUUAUGAUAUUAUUCCAAUCCUCGAGACAUGUACUCACAAAAUUAAAUCAGCGAGUAACUCGCCUUCCUUUUGAGAGAAUAAAACUAGUUCCGCUGAUUCUGAUUAGAUCGGAAUGAAAUGUUAACUGUCUUUGUAGAGAAGUUACGAAUAUUAAUCCUUGAGAUUAUUGGGAUGUUUUUGAUCAAAUUGUGAAUAAAAUUCUUUCAGCAGUAUAAAUAAAUAUUCAUUAGUUUUCCAGAUAAUUUGUCUUACAUCAACCGAAACAUGCCGUUCCUUUUGAACAUGACAGCCGUGUAGAUUCAUCUGUUCUAUUGUAACAUUUCCAUCGGGCCUUCAGACAAGGUACGAAUUGAAACACUAGGCGACACGUUUUUUUCCCUCCA
Molecule: messenger RNA, 2401 nt
Organism: Bemisia tabaci
Lineage: Eukaryota; Metazoa; Arthropoda; Insecta; Hemiptera; Aleyrodidae
Source: RefSeq, a predicted model, not a curated record